Neurospora tetraspora is the source of this 742-nucleotide messenger RNA. RefSeq lists its product as uncharacterized. The coding region runs from base 42 to 578 and encodes 178 amino acids. The transcript has a single exon. The record is from RefSeq and is a predicted model, not a curated record. Lineage: Eukaryota; Fungi; Ascomycota; Sordariomycetes; Sordariales; Sordariaceae.
AAUUCCCAACAUGUCGAAUUACGCAACCGUUCAUACAUACCAUGGCAAAACUGACAGUCACAUCGCAGAUCCCAUACGCUACAGGCUCCGAAAAUGUCACCACCCACAACAGCCCUAGCCAUAGCGGCCCGAGCCGCCACCAGCACGGCUACCGCUCUCACCCCCGCCUCCACAUGCGACCGCGAAGCCAUGGUCGACCUCUCCCAAAUGGAAGGUCUUCCCCAAAAGCGGGCAUGACAGCCUGCUGCGGCUUGAAACCCGACAACGCGGUGCACAUGGCCGGUCCCGACGGGUGCGCGUUGUGGUGUCUGAUUCCGGACGAGUUCCUUUUUGAGCAGACCAAAAAUGAGGAUGGUACGACGAAGAAUGGGAAGAGGAGGGAUGGGACGGUGGCUGCGUCUGCGAUGGAGCAGUGCGUCGAGGACAAGGGCAACGUGACGGGGCCGUACAUUACGAUUUGGCAGGUUAAGGAGGGGGCGGCGGCGGCGGCGGCGACAGCGUGGUCGGGGAAGAUGUCGCUGAAGACGGUGGUGGGGACGGUGGCUUGGGGGCUGGUGGUUGUUGGGUUGCUUGCUUGAGGUUGAGUUCUGUUACGGUAUUUGCAUGUAUUCGGAAUUUCUCAGGACCGAGGCCUGUCUGUCAGUCGGUUUGGUUGAGUGUUUUUAAGAGAAUACCUACCCUUUUUUUUUUUUAACACUGGCUUCCUUCCCUUCGUAGCCUUGGGCUCCUUCCUGUUGGCCAU